This is a messenger RNA of Chiloscyllium plagiosum (whitespotted bambooshark), 2724 nucleotides long. RefSeq names its product neuronal acetylcholine receptor subunit alpha-3. Gene Ontology annotation, cellular component: postsynaptic membrane. Gene Ontology annotation, biological process: monoatomic ion transmembrane transport. Lineage: Eukaryota; Metazoa; Chordata; Chondrichthyes; Orectolobiformes; Hemiscylliidae. Gene Ontology annotation, molecular function: transmembrane signaling receptor activity; acetylcholine-gated monoatomic cation-selective channel activity. The record is from RefSeq and is a predicted model, not a curated record.
AGGGUGACUGACAGGAGGCGAGGAACCCAAUGCUGGACUCAAAUCUGAAGGAGGAAGCUUAGCCCGGAGCUAGUGUCCCGUCUGCAUCCAACUGGAAAGUCCGUGUGGAGCUCUAUUCCGAGCAGAACUGCCUUGAGCGAUUCUCGACUUGCAGCAAAUACAGCCGUUUCCGCACAGAUGACAGCUAUUAGGAAACCGCAUCCAUUAAUCUUCAUUGUCUUGCCUUUAUUUAUGCAGGGUUGCUUUUCCUCCAAAGCGGAGGAUAGGCUGUUCCGGAGGAUUUUUCGCCGAUAUAACCAGCACAUCAGGCCGGUGGAGAAUGUGUCUGACCCGGUGACUGUACAGUUCGAGAUUUCCAUCUCACAGCUGGUCAAAGUGGACGAGGUCAACCAGAUCAUGGAAACUAACCUUUGGCUGCGACAUAUCUGGAAUGAUUACAAACUGCGAUGGAACCCAGUUGACUAUGAUGGGAUCGAAUCCAUCAGAGUUCCCUCUGACCACAUAUGGAAACCAGACAUUGUGCUGUACAACAACGCAGUGGGAGAUUUUCAAGUUGAGGACAAAACAAAAGCGUUACUCAAAUAUGACGGAACUGUUACUUGGAUACCUCCUGCCAUUUUUAAAAGCUCCUGUCCAAUGGACAUCACUUAUUUUCCUUUUGACUAUCAGAACUGUUCGAUGAAAUUUGGAUCCUGGACCUAUGAUAAAGCCAAAAUUGACCUUGCGAUCAUUGGGUCCAAAGUAAACUUGAAAGAUUUUUGGGAGAGUGGCGAAUGGGAAAUCAUUGAUGCUCCUGGAUAUAAACAUGACAUUAAGUAUAAUUGUUGUGAAGCUAUUUAUGUGGACAUCACUUACUCAUUCUACAUACGAAGACUUCCCUUGUUCUACACAAUCAACCUGAUCAUUCCUUGCCUGUUGAUAUCCUUUCUGACUGUGUUAGUUUUUUAUUUACCCUCUGACUGUGGCGAGAAGGUCACUUUGUGUAUAUCUGUACUCCUCUCCUUGACAGUAUUUUUGUUGGUUAUCACUGAAACCAUCCCUUCUACCUCUCUGGUGAUUCCUCUGAUUGGCGAAUACCUUUUAUUUACAAUGAUCUUUGUCACUCUGUCCAUUGUUAUAACUGUAUUUGUUCUAAAUGUCCACUAUCGAACUCCAACUACUCACACCAUGCCAAGGUGGGUUCGGAGGGUCUUCCUGCACUUCUUACCCAGAGUGAUGUUGAUGAAAAGGCCUUUAGAUGAAAAGCAAGCUGAAAACUCUAGGAACAGGCAAAGGAAAGCUAACCAUCUCCAAACAAAUUGUGCCAGCUAUAUGGAACAAAGCGAUUUCAAGGUUAACAAAGACCAGCCAAAAUUUCCCUGCCAGUACUGCAAACAGCCCAGUGAUGAUGCUUCCUGUAACAUUUCCAGAUAUAUCAGCCCACCAUUUGAGACUCUGUUCGGUGUCUCACUCCUUUCUCCUGAAAUCCGACAGGCUAUAGAGAAUGUCAAGUAUAUUGCAGAGAACACAAGGAGCCAGAAUGCUGCCAGAGAGGUGGAAGAUGAUUGGAAAUAUGUGGCGAUGGUAAUUGACCGAAUAUUCCUGUGGGUAUUUGUUUUAGUUUGCGUACUGGGAACUGCGGGGUUGUUUUUACAGCCACUAAUGGCUGCAGAGUAAAUCUAGUGUCUUAUUUGAAACCAAUGAACAUCAUUGGUAUUAAGAUACAGUGUACAUAAUACCAGUGCCGUCUGUCACACUAGAACAUACAGGUAAUCAAACGCAGCAUGAAGAAAAAUGAAAAACUUCUCCAUUGAAAUCUUUGUCUUUUAUUCCAUGCAUUUAUUAGCUGUUGACAAAAUAAUGAUUCUGUGACCUUUUAUAUGUAAAACCAUAAAUCACUGUUCACUGUAUUGUGUUAUAAUGCCAGUGGGUCAUGGCCAAGCUUCCUAUAUUGUGAAUGAUGUCAUGAUAAAUGUAUUAUCUAUUAAAAAAUUAUCCUUUUAAUAUUUUAGACUAUAUCAGCAAACAAUUGGUGAUUCUAUCUUUCUUGUAGCUCUCUAAUUAUUACAAAACUUUCUUUUUAUUGUAAUUGUUUAGUAUCUUUCUGCAAAUUGAUGGGAGCAUCAAGUAAUUUUAAAAGUAGGUUGUGAAAUAAUAUCAAUUAGGGAAGAAACUGGACAUGCAACAGCUGAAAAUGCAGAUGGUUAAAGAUCACUGAUACUGAAAUAAAUGGAUAACAAUGUUGGUUCCAACUAUUAUGAUAUUUUCAUACUAUCCACAUUGAAUAUUUCAUAUCUGAAAUACAAAUAUAACCUUGUAUACUUGAUUUUCAUAAAUUGCUUUGCAAACAUUUUUCCCUGAGAUCAGCCAACUGUAAAACUUUGACCUACUUGAUCUAGACUAGACAGUACCUUUGGCUUUUAUGCCUGGCAGAGAAUGACUUUAUUUUUAAACGAGCAGCAUAUAACAAAACAAAUGCUGUGAGUUGCUCAAAAAGAGAGCGAGUGCCUCAUAUAUAUUGAUUUUUUUUACAUCCUCAAGAGAUCUCAAAAUUUUUCAAAAUUAAAGAAGUACUUUCAAAUUAUUGUAAUAGUUGUCAUGUUAUGCGCUUUGGUAACCAUGAAUCAUGAACCAUGAACCGUGAAUAUUUCUCAGUUGACAAAGAUAUUUCAAAAGAUGGCAAGUUAUGUUACAGCUGUAUCAAACUUUAGUUAGCCCACAUUUGGAACAUUGCAUGCAGUUCUA